AACCAGAUUUAGAUUUUGAUUUAUAAGGACAACGAUGCAAUAACGUAGCUGAUUCAAACUUAAAUCGCACCCAGCUCAAUAGACUCAACCAAACCCGACCCAUCAUCAUUAGCAUAUUUUCAGUCAACCAGUGAAGCUUGACUCAAAAUUAAGCGGCGCACUAAAAAAAUUUAUGUCCUCUCCCAAUCAAAGAUUCCUUAAUUCAUUCAUUCAGGUACUACCAAAAAUUCAAAAUCAUCAACUACUGCUACCAUCAAUUAAUCAAUUACUUGAAUCUUCAUCUUGUUCUUCAGCUACAACAAUGGAGGUCGGAGAAGAACUAUCAACAAUGGCGACCUUAUCAAAAUCAACGGCAGUAACAGCUUGCGUCGCCAUGACUUUGCUUUACGUCGCUAUUCUCUACGCUCCGACGCUAAUCUUCCGACUUCCUUCUCCUACUUCUUACCAGCAAUUCAUGAUUCGACGCUUCGUUUGUGCCGCCGCUUCUUCUCUUCUCUGUGUCUUCAUUUCCUCUUUUCUACUACUUCCUGUUAAGAGCUGGACAAUAGCAUAUGUAUUAAACCUUUAUGGUAUUCAAGCUGACCAUGUUUGGCAUGCAGUGAUCUUUCCACUUGCAUUGACUUCUCUUGUUUAUGCGGGAUCCCUGGUCCUUAAGUGUCUGUUAUUGUUGGAUUCAUGGAUCGAAGAUGGGAGUGAAGGCAAUACACUCAACUGUUUACAUAAUUUGCUUCACAAGAUUUAUUGUGGGUUCAUAUCAGUUGCUUCCAACAUUGGAGCUUGGCGUAAUCUUGUUGUGGCGCCAAUUACCGAAGAAUUGGUGUUCAGGGCUUGUAUGAUACCUUUGCUUUUAUGUGGAGGAUUUAAGGUGCAAGCUGUGCUUCUUCUGUGCCCUAUGUUCUUCAGCUUGGCACACUUGAACCAUCUCUUGGAAUUCUAUUUCCGGAAGAAUCAUAGCCUUUUGAAAACCUCCAUAGCUGUUGGUACCCAGCUUGCAUAUACAAUGAUUUUUGGCUCUUAUGCUUCAUUCCUGUUCAUUAGAACAGGGCAUCUAAGUGCUCCAUUAGUUGCACAUAUUGUCUGUAAUUACAUGGGACUGCCUGCAGUAUAUGCUAGAAAGAAAGGGGUAGUAGUAAGUUUGGCUUUCAUUUCCGGGACUAUAGCUUUUGUUCGUCUCAUAUUCCCCUUGACUAGUCCAGCUCUGUACAAUAAUAGGACAGAUAAUUGCCAUUGUUGGCAUGGAUAUUGUAGUUGGAGCUAGAACCCCGUAUGGAAUUUAAUUAUUGUGUUGUAAUUUAAAUCUUGGAAGCAAGAAUAUUCUUGUUUUCAUGUUCAUUGAUAAAAUUUCGAACAAAUAAGUUACCACAUUGAUCCUAAGAUUUUUAUGAUUGAAUUA
Chenopodium quinoa (quinoa) is the source of this 1393-nucleotide messenger RNA. RefSeq names its product CAAX prenyl protease 2-like. Lineage: Eukaryota; Viridiplantae; Streptophyta; Magnoliopsida; Caryophyllales; Amaranthaceae. Gene Ontology annotation, cellular component: endoplasmic reticulum membrane. The coding region runs from base 173 to 1258 and encodes 361 amino acids. Gene Ontology annotation, biological process: CAAX-box protein processing. The transcript is spliced from 8 exons. Gene Ontology annotation, molecular function: metalloendopeptidase activity. The record is from RefSeq and is a predicted model, not a curated record.